Messenger RNA from Pygocentrus nattereri (red-bellied piranha), 1760 nucleotides. RefSeq names its product N-acetylglutamate synthase (gene nags). The transcript has 8 exons. Lineage: Eukaryota; Metazoa; Chordata; Actinopteri; Characiformes; Serrasalmidae. Gene Ontology annotation, biological process: L-arginine biosynthetic process. Gene Ontology annotation, cellular component: mitochondrial matrix. The record is from RefSeq and is a predicted model, not a curated record. Bases 119 to 1678 code for a protein of 519 amino acids. Gene Ontology annotation, molecular function: L-glutamate N-acetyltransferase activity, acting on acetyl-CoA as donor; arginine binding.
GGCCCCGCCUCUUUGUUCCAGAUAGUUUUCGGGUGGCCUGAACUGAACGCAUGUGCUGCCUGUAGUAGGGGCACAGCCGCUGGAGUUCACCCGGAUACGGCCGAAGCUGACCCUCCUCAUGGCCAAAGUACACGGCGGCACGUCGGGCUGUAGGGCCAUCGUAAUGGCAGGUCAGUUUUUGUCGAAGCCCUCUCCGCUCGCUCAGCAGCAGAACAGCGGACAGCAGAGGUUCGCGAAACUUCAGCGGCGCAUGAUGUCGGCUGGCACUGCCGGGCAGGGCAGCAAGACCCCGGUGUGGACUCAGCAGGAGGCGCCCAGCUCCGUUGCGCAAACAGACCGCAAGGCUUGGUCCAACCGCACGCUGAUAUACCGGGACGUUAAGGCUUUUCUCAAUGAAAUUGGCGGAGAUCCUCGGGAAGCUCGUUACUGGCUGACGCAAUUUCAGCGAGCUAACCGGUCGGUGGCGCCUGCUUUCGCCGUGGUGGAGAUUGACCCCUCAGUGUUCAAGAGUCGUGAGAUGGUGCAGGGACUGGCCUUCGGUCUGUCUUUCCUGCAGCGGAUGGAUAUGAAGUCGGUGGUGGUAAUGGGCCUUCCUUCUGAGCUGAUGCAGAAGGACAGUGGAGCAGAUGGGCCUAUUUCCUCUGACUGCAGGAAUCUGUUGGUGAAGGAUUGCCAAGCUCUCACUUUGGCCCUUCAGCACAACUCAGCCAGUGUCAUGCCUUUCUUUAGCGCAGAGGCGCUGCUACAACUUCAGGAGCCUCAGCAUGGUGGUAGUCCCUCUGUUAUGGUGAACACAGCCCUGUUGCAGUGGAGUCUGGACUGUGGAGCCAUUCCCCUGGUCUGUCCUGUGGGCCAUGAUACAGCCGGCUGCUCCAUACUACUGGACUCAGUCCAGGUCACAGCGGCCAUCUCACAAGCCAUACAGCCCCUCAAAGUCAUGUUCCUCAAUAGCGGGGGUGGCCUCCGUAACCAGAACAAAAAGGUCAUAGGGACAGUAUCGCUGCCAGCUGACCUGUCAACACUGUGGUCAGCUGAGUGGCUGUGUGCUCUGGAACGCAGACGAGUCAGUGCUAUUGCUCAACUCCUCAACCAGCUCCCACCUGAGAGCUCUGCUGUAGUCACUUCAGCCAACACAUUGCUGACAGAACUCUUCAGUCACAAGGGUUCUGGCACCUUGUUCAAAAAUGGAGAUCCCAUUCACAAGUACAAAAGUCUCAAGGGCAUAGAUGUGGAUCGUCUCCUGGCUCUCAUCAACAAAUCAUUUGGGAAGAAACUGAAGGAGGAUUACAUUACCUCUCUUAAGGGAAGACUACAUUCUAUCUAUCUGUCAGAAGGGUAUAGUGCGGCAGCCAUUAUCACCGCUGAGUCUGUGAGCAGUGGCACUCUGUAUUUGGAUAAGUUUGUGGUGAGUGGCAGUAAACAGGGCCAGGGCACCAGUCAGAUCCUGUGGGAAUGCAUCCGCCAGGACCUGGGCAAACUCUUCUGGAGAUCCUGCUCAACCAACCGCAUUAACCCUUGGUACUUCAAACACUGUGAUGGGAGUUUUGUGAAUGGCCGCUGGAUCGUCUUCUGGUUUGGUCUGUCAGAUAUCCGUGAGUCCUACGAGCUGGUGGAGUAUGCAAAGCGCAUGCCAGAUUCCUUCUGCCUGGGUGCAGAGACUGAGUCAAUCCCCCAGUAGCUCCCAUCAGGUUCCUGAACCUCACAGACUCUCAAGCUAUUACACUUAAGCAUUAAAACAUGCCAGAGUGCCCUUCACACUC